UGGUGUGGUGAUAUAAGAAUAUAAAGGUUUUGCGCGUCGUCCUCUGAAACUGCAAAUGUAAUUUUUGAACCAUUUAAACGGAAAAACCUGUAUUGUAACCACUCUCUUCUUCUUCUUCCUUAUUUUUCUUCCCUUUUCCGCGUUUGCAUGUUUUGAAUAAUUGUAUAAUUAUACUUUCAGUUAUUAUUUUCAUUAUAUAAAUGGUGAAAAGAAAGGAUUUUCAAACACUGUAAACGACCGCUUCUUCUGUUUUAGUUGGUCUUUGUUCUGUCAUUUUCUACCCAUUUCCAUGCUCUGAAUUUUUCCUCAUGAAUAAAAAACCAAAACAGAGAGAGGAAAAUUCUUUCAGUUGGGCGGGAUAUUGUCAAUAUAAUUGGAUUUUAUUGGUGGGUUUUGUCCACGUUUCCAUUUUGGAUCAUAUUCCUUAGAAGGGUAGAUUUCUACGUUUUUUUUUUCUGGGUAGUCUCCCGAAUUCAGUUUGAGUUUUUCUCUUUUAGGUUUCUUUUCUUUCCCUAUUUGUGUUUGGUAUCUGAAAUAGUCCAAUGGCGUUUUUGAGAAGAUUUUAGGAUGCUUUUUGUUUCAUCUUUGAUGACUUUGUCGUCUUCGUUCUCAAGUUUUUAGAUUUUGGAUUUUCACAAGUUUUAAUGCAACUCUUAUUCCUGGUCGUUCAAGUGUUUCCUUUGUUAAUUUUCUUUUGAGUGGAAAAGGAAAAGCAGGGGUUUUUUUGGGCCUGUAUGAGAGUUUUGUUGUGUUUCUUUGGAUGUUCAUUAAGGAUAACUUCAUAAACUUUAAGGCCCAGAUGGGAAAUAAUUGUGUCAACUCAAGGGUUUUGAAAGAGGGACUUUUUCAGUCGAUUUCCGAUUCAAUUUGGUGGCCUAGUACCUCAGAUUGUUUGGUUUUCCAUAUCAAUAAACACAUCACCACUUGUAAAGGAUCUCCUUUGAACAAGUAUGAUGACUCAGAACUUGGUCAACUCGCUCAAAACAUUGCCCCAAAACCAUUGAAAAUGGUGGAUGAAGAUCAUUUUGAGCCAAAGCAAGAGAAUACUCAACCAGAAAAGCCACAAAAACCCAAGGAAGAGACUAAACCGACCAUUGUAAAUCCCCAAGAAUCCAUCAAGCAAACAAAGCCAAAGAAGGCUCAUAAUGUUAAGAGAUCAGCAAGUGCAGGGCUCCAAGCAGACUUGGUUUUGCAGACGAAAACAGGCCAUUUGAAGGAGUACUACAAUUUGGGGCAUAAGCUUGGAAAUGGUCAAUUUGGAACAACUUUUCUUUGUGUGGAGAAAACAACCGGAAAAGAGUAUGCUUGCAAAUCCUUAGCCAAAAGAAAGUUGCUCACAGAAGAUGAUGUGGACGAUGUGAAGAGGGAAAUUCAGAUAAUGCAUCACUUGGCAGGGAGUUCUAAUGUUGUUUCAAUUAAAGGGGCGUAUGAGGAUGCUGUUGCAGUUCAUGUUGUGAUGGAGUUGUGUUCUGGGGGUGAGCUCUUUGAUAGGAUUGUUAAGAGAGGACAUUACACUGAGAGAAAGGCAGCUCAGCUAACAAAGACUAUAGUUGAUGUUGUAGAAGCCUGCCACUCUUUGGGGGUUAUGCAUCGUGAUCUUAAGCCUGAGAAUUUUCUUUUUGUCAAUGAGCAUGAGGAUUCUCCUCUUAAGGCCAUCGAUUUCGGGUUAUCGGUAUUCUUCAAGCCAGGGGAAAUAUUCACUGAUGUGGUUGGAAGCCCAUAUUAUCUGGCACCCGAAAUUCUGCGAAGGCAUUAUGGUCCAGAAGCAGAUAUUUGGAGUGUGGGCGUGAUCGUCUACAUACUCUUAUGUGGGGUGCCUCCAUUUUGGGGUGAAACUGAGCAUGAGAUAUUUGAGGAGGUUUUGCAUGGUGACCUUGACUUCUCAUCAGAUCCCUGGCCUAGUAUUUCUGAAAGUGCCAAAGACUUGAUUAAGAGGAUGUUAGUUAGAGACCCUAAAAAACGGCUAACUGCUCAUGAAGUUCUUUGCCACCCUUGGGUUCAGGCUGAUGGAAUGGCCUUAGACAAGCCUCUAGAUUCAGCAGUUUUAAGUCGCAUGAAGCAGUUUUCUGCUAUGAACAAAUUAAAGAAAAUGGCACUCAGAAUUAUUGCUGAGAACCUCUCUGAUGAAGAAAUUUCUGGACUAAAGGAAAUGUUUAGAAUGAUUAACACUGACAAUAGUGGUCAGAUUACUUUUGAAGAACUCAAAGUUGGAUUGAAAAGCUUUGGUGCUAAUCUAAGCGAGUCGGAAAUUCAUCAUCUUUUGCAGGCUGUAAGUAUCAGAAUCAUCAUUGGCUCAUAUGUGGCAGAUUUUGAUAACAGUGGUACAAUUGACUAUGGGGAGUUCAUAGCUGCAACCUUGCAUUUAAAUAAAAUCGACAAGGAAGAUCAUCUAGUUGCCGCUUUUUCAUAUUUUGACCGAGAUGGCAGUGGCUACAUCACUCUAGACGCUCUUCAACGAGCCUGUGAGGAGUUUGGCAUCGAAGAUGUCCAUUUGGAAGAAAUGAUCCAAGAAAUAGAUCAAGAUAAUGAUGGUCGAAUAGAUUACAAUGAGUUUGUGGCCAUGAUGCAGAAAGACAAUGCUGAUUUGGAUAGGAAAGUGUUACAUAGUAGAAGUUUUAGUGUUGGAUUUAGGGAGGUACUACCUGUUUGUUAACAUACCGUAUUCUUAUAGAAAAAAAAAAAUUAACAAACAAAGAAGGUUGAAAGUAAAAAAAAGAAUUUGACUGAUUGACUGUUUUGUAAAUGUGUUAAUGCAUACCAACUUUUCAUGGUUUACAAGUACUAUUGUUUUUUAAAUAAAGUGCUAGUUGAUUCCUUACUGUACAA
Molecule: messenger RNA, 2826 nt
Organism: Humulus lupulus (European hop)
Lineage: Eukaryota; Viridiplantae; Streptophyta; Magnoliopsida; Rosales; Cannabaceae
Product: calcium-dependent protein kinase 26
Exons: 7
Coding region: 761-2653 (630 amino acids)
Biological process (GO): protein autophosphorylation; intracellular signal transduction; peptidyl-serine phosphorylation
Cellular component (GO): nucleus; cytoplasm
Molecular function (GO): ATP binding; calcium/calmodulin-dependent protein kinase activity; calmodulin binding
Source: RefSeq, a predicted model, not a curated record